AUGUUUCGAUAUGUUUCCUUUUGUCUCAUCAAAUCUAUCUAUCUAUCUAUCUAUCUAUCUAUUUAUCUAUCUAUCUAUCUAUCUAUCUAUCUAUCUAUCUCACUCACACACUCUCUCUCUUUCUCUCUCUAUAUAUAUUCGGGUCUUAUCUAUCUAUCUAUCUAUCUAUCUAUCUAUCUAUCUCAGAAUGUACCUUUCUAUCUCUCUAUCUAUCUAUCUAUCUAUCUAUCUCGGAAUGUUCCUUUCUAUCUGUCAACCACUUUUCCUUAUCUAUCUAUCUAUCUAUCUAUCUAUCUAUCUCAGAAUGUUCAUAUCUGUCUAUCUCAGUCUGUUCCUUAUCUAUCUAUCUAUCUAUCUAUCUAUCUAUCUAUCUAUCUAUCUAUCUAUCUAUCUCAAUCCGUUCCUUUCUAUCUAUCUCAGUUUUUUUAUAUCUAUCUAUCUAUCUAUCUAUCUAUCUAUCUAUCUAUCUAUCUCAGAAUGUUCCUAUCUAUCUCAGUCUGUUCCUUAUCUAUCUAUCUAUCUAUCUAUCUAUCUAUCUAUCUAUCUAGAUAG
Molecule: messenger RNA, 552 nt
Organism: Acanthosepion pharaonis
Lineage: Eukaryota; Metazoa; Mollusca; Cephalopoda; Sepiida; Sepiidae
Source: the annotation of a GenBank genome assembly